Molecule: messenger RNA, 1845 nt
Organism: Trametes versicolor FP-101664 SS1
Lineage: Eukaryota; Fungi; Basidiomycota; Agaricomycetes; Polyporales; Polyporaceae
Exons: 3
Coding region: 1-1845 (614 amino acids)
Biological process (GO): regulation of DNA-templated transcription
Molecular function (GO): zinc ion binding; DNA-binding transcription factor activity, RNA polymerase II-specific
Source: RefSeq, a predicted model, not a curated record
AUGAGGACUACCACCGUUCGUCCUUCCCCCAAGCGCCGCGUCAACUCCGGCUCCCCUUCCAAACAGUCUAGAUAUCCCCAGCUUCCUCCCCAUCUCCAACAACACUCCGCGCUCAACUCUGCCGCGAUCCAAGCGCUCAUGUAUGCCCAACAGCAGAAGCAGCAACAGCAGGGCUGGAUUGGAGUCAACAACAACAUGCCCCUCGGGUAUGCCCCAGGCCCGCUCGUGCAACUUCCCCCGGGCGCCGCCAUCCCCACUAUGGGGUACCCCGGCGUCCCGCGCAUGAUGGCCCCAAGCCAGUAUCACGUCCAACAGGCCCUCGCAAUGCAGCAGGCCCAACUCGUUCACCAAGCCCAGCUCGCGCAACAGGUUUAUGCCCAGCCCCAGCCGCAGAUUCUGCAACUCGUCCAUCCGCCCAUGGACAUCGACCCGAUCAAGGACAACUUUGUGUACGUGCAGGACGAGGUCCGCGAGGAGGUCGAUAGCAAGGUCAUGGAGGCCAUCAAGAAGCGCGCGCUGUUCGUCGCGCCGCCGCUCGGGCGCAUCCGGAUCCCGCAGGCGUGCGAGAGGUGCAGGAAACGGAAGACGAAGUGCACCGGCGAGAAACCCCAGUGCAAGCGGUGCCAGAAGCGUGGCUAUGAGUGCGAAUACGUUAUGGAACAUCGGGCCAACAAGACCAAGAAGGCGCUCGCUGAACGCGAAGAAGCGGCGCGCCUGGCGGAGGAGGAGGCUACCGUGAACGGCCAAAUUCCGGUGAUGUAUGACGAUCCAUCGGUCAUGCCUAUGUGUCCUACUGCUGGGCCUGCGUGGUCCAACUCCUCUGGCUACUCUGCUGCUAGUGCUUCGUCUCUGCCGCCGCCUCACCUGUACGCUGGUCAGCCUCACUACCCUCAUGGGGUGCUUGCAUACUCCUCGGCUCCUGGAUAUUCGACGAACUCGCUAGCGUCUGCGCUCGGUACCCCUGCCAUCAUGAUCGAGGGCCGUCCUCUCGUCUCGAGCUCCUCAAACAUGCGUCUCCAGGCUCCUCCUGCGCCCAUCGCUUCUCGGUCUCGCUCGAAUUCUCGCGCCAAACGUCCUGCCGCGGCCAGCCGUCCUACGCCUUCUCACUCGGCGAACGAUCUGCAGGCGGUCUCUAGGUCUACGUCUACCAUGUCUAUGCAGCAGUCCGAUAUGCCCCUUCCGGCUGCCUCGCCCUCUUGUCAAGCCUGCCUGUCCGAGAUGUCCAACUGCAACGCGUGCGAAAUGGAGAAGCAGUCUAUGCAACCUCAUCAGCACUACACAGAGGUCCACGGAAACCACACGACACCCAUCACGGUCGACCCGCCCGUAUGCGGUCCUUUCCCUCCAUCGCCUCCGCCGCAGGUCAAGCAACACCUCCUCAAUGCGGUCAAUCGCGCCCUCGCCAAGCAGGCCGACGAUAGGGCGCGCGCCAACAGUGUCUCCAACGCUGUCUCCCCUGAGGACAACGGGGCUAUGCCCGUCCCACCGAUGCUCUUCCGCGACGGCUCAUCUUCGUCGUCUGGCUCCGACGGGCAGUCACACUCCGGCUUGCAGACCCCGCACGACUACUUCACAUACCCGGGGGGCUCUGGAACGUAUGGCGGGCAGAGCACACUUUCGCCUGCUGGAUAUGGCAAUGUCGAACAGGGGAUGGUGAAGAGCUCCGAGAGCAUGAUCGAGGCCAGCGCGUAUCGGGGCAUGUACGACUCGUCGCCGGGUGAGAUGCAGCAGGCGCAGCAACCCGGCUGCAACGGAGAGGGAGGGAUGCAGUUCGACGACUACUUCCACUCGUUUGAGCCGGGUCCCUCCGAUUCCAUGCACUCCGUCUACGACUCGGAGUACUAG